CUGCUAACACCUACUAAUUCUAUUACUAACUCAUCCCCAAAAGUUCCGACAAUGGGUAAGCGCAAAGUAAAACGAAAUGGAGUUCGAAGGAAACAAAAUGACAGCAAAUCAAAUACACCUACGACACAAAACCUUUCAACAGAUGUCGCUUUGAUUCCUGCUCCAUCGUCUCCGCAUGCCCCGUCUGGAUCAAAGUUGGUUCAAACCAUUAAAAGAGGAGUUGAUGUGGUUAUGGGCCAUUUUAUUCAUAAAAAAGGAACAUCUGACAGCUUUUUCGAUAGAGAUUAUGGGAGUCCCGCAAGUUCGUAUCGAACAGCAAACGCCUUGUCACCAACGAAUACUGAACUGUCACAAAGUUUUUAUAGUAAUAAAAGCAAAUCUGCAAGAAAGAGAUUGAGAAGAAAGCUUAAAAAGUUAGAAACCGAUGGAACUAAUGGGAGGUUGAUCACAUGCCGCAAAGUGCCAUUUAGAAAUGUUGAUUUGUAUUCAUGCUCGCCUCUCAUAGACAAUCAGAACGAUGAAAACCAAGAUAUGAACACACCUAUGCCACCUAAUUUCAAUAGUUUCAUACAGGAACUUGGGAAAGAAGAAAGCGAUGAUGAGCUCAGAGCUGAAACUAUGCGUCUUAUCAAUGAUAUGAUUGAGUCACAGGUUAAAUAUAUGGACAGGACUGGUUUUCGAAGGGAUAUCGUUGAUGCCGGAUUGGUAGAAGUACUUCAAAAAAUUGAUGAAUCAGAUUCAAAUGCAUGGCCUUCUUUGAAGAAACAAGUUGAUCGCUUCCUAGAGACAACCAUAAACGAUAACAUUGAAGGACCUGCUGAGUGUACUCGUGGAGUAGUUGACUUACUUUGGGUUCUCAUGUGCGAGCAUAAGGAUCAAUAUGAAGAAAUAUUUUCGUUUUUCCAAACUCUUGUGAGGAUUGAUGGUAAAACAACACAAUUUUGGAAGUUAGCGUCUUCUAUGCUUGCUAACGUUAAGAACGAACAUUCUGAUAACAUAAUGGAAGAGCUACCUCGUACUCGCUUAUCUCGAAGAGAUAGUUUUUCACCCAUGGGUAUUCAAAUGCUUGAGCUACCAACUAAUAAUAAAAACCAGACUGUUGUUGCAUCCAACAGCCCUACACCUUCUGAUCCUAAUCAUCCUCCUGUAAAUACUGCUACUGACGAUUCGUGUAUAAAAAUGAUUGACGACGACGAAGAGCCUGAAACUAUUCGACAAAAAGAGAAUGCUCCAAUGCCGAAACCUAAACUAAGGCCACGGUCUUCUUCACGAAAUCGGGCAAGCAAAACAGCUUUAGUCCCUCCAAAUCAACGUAGUAAAUCUGCAGAAAGCGAUGAUGACAAAGAAAAUAUACCGGAUAGAUCCCCUCCGUUAUUUACUGAAUUACCUGCUACUCGUAAGGAUACUCAUAUUAAUAAACAAUCUUCAAGUAACAAUCAGCGAAGAGGUAGUUUACGAAUUCGCGACCCUGUUUGUCCUGAUGUACCGGAUGAACCUUCACUCAUUUCUAUUAAACAAGAACGAGAGCAUGUGCGGGGCAUUCCUGAUCAGCCGACCAUCGCUUCUCUUGCUAGAUCAGUGACUGGUAAUCAUUCGGUCAAAGAGGGACAUGUAUCUAGAAGACUAUCUUCGAAAGCUAAUCCUCUAAUCGGGAAGACCGGAAAGUCUCAGUCUGCUAGCAAUGUGUCAUCUCCUACGUCGAAGUUACCACCAAUCAGUUUUUGUGAGCCUCCAGCCCCGCCACCUCCAACAGAAAUGCUUGUUAAGCCAUCUGCUAUAGUUGCUCAUGCCGCUCAGCUGAACGAUGCGUUCAUAGAUGAAGCCGAGUUAUCAAUGCUGAAUACUGAUCCUUCGAAGGAGGAUGAAAUCCCACGUGUAGAUACUACCAGAAUUCCACCUGCACCGCCACUUCCUCCACAUCUCAAUCAUAAUGUUUCCAUACCCCCACCACCUCCUUUGCCUCCCCACCUUCUUUCUAGUAGUGUGCAUUCUGCUCCAUCUCCCCCUCCAUGCUCGAUUCCAGAAGCUCCUCCGCUUCCAAAUUCGAAUAAUUUAUCUGUUCCCGAUCUUAAAGUGCCGCAAGCACCUCCAUUACCUCCCAAUUUGUUAAAAGGAGGACCUCCUCCCGCACCUCCUUUGCCAGCUAACUUAGUAGGAAGUGGAAUACCACCUCCACCUCCUUUGCCUCAAAAUUUAUUAGCUGGUGGGCCACCACCUGCACCUCCACCACCACCAACAUUAUUAGGAGUUCCAAGAGCUCCUCCGUUGCCAGGCUCUUCUGGCAUACCCAUUGCUCCUCCACCUCCCCCGAAUCUUUCUAACUCCAUACCACAAGCUCCGCCAUUCCCUGGCUCAAGUGGUAUUCCACCUCCACCACCACUUCCGGGUUCUUUUGCUGGUAAGCCGGGAUGUCCUCCUGCUCCUCCUCCACCUCCUGGAAUGCUUGGUAGCAAACCGGGAUGUCCACCACCACCUCCAAACUUCUUAAUUCAAAAGGCUCAACCACCAGUGUGCCAAGAAUCUUAUCCAAAAUCAAGAAAAACAGCUGUUCUCCGAUGGGAUUCUGUGCAUCACAACGCAAUUCAAGAGUCAACAAUUUGGAGCAUGUACUCAAAACCGGAGUCCAAUAAAGAAGAGAGAGAAGAGAUUGAAAAAGCUCUUGAGCAAGUUCCUGCAGCUGCUAGAGUCAUCAGAACUCCUAAAGUAGAAAAGAAAAAGGACAUUCCUCAGGGACCACAACUUGGCCAAGGUAGAGCUAUGGCUUUGGAGAUUUGUUUGGCAAAAGCUCGACCUCACAAUGUUCUGGGGCUGAUUGAACUACUUGAAUCCAACCAAGCCGAUCAAUUGUCCAGUGACUUGUUGACAGGCCUAUCCAAUGCUUAUCCUCUAUCUGAAGAAGCUGCAAUGUUCAAAGACGUAGAACGAUCUGUAAUAUCUAGGCAAUGCGAAGAGCUAUGCUGGGAAGUUGCCAGGAGACCUACGUUGAAAUCGAGGUUAGAGUUAGCGAUAGCUAAAGGAAGUAUAUCGGGAGAGAUCGACGUUCACAAAGUAAACAUGGAGUCUCUUCUGAAGGCUUGUGAAGGCAUGCGGGACCCCAUAAUAAACAAAAUUUUAUAUAAAAGCUUACAAUAUGGAAAUUUCAUCAAUCAGGGAAGUAAUAUUCCGUAUGCCUCUGGUUUCAAAAUCAAAUCUCUUCCAAACAUUUUAACCUUAAAGGGAAAAGGAGAUAAAAGCAGCUGGACUCUAGUUGAUCAUUUAGUCAAAUGGUCAGACAUUCCUCUAGACGAGAUCGACGAAACGAAAGCCAAACUCCACUUGUUCAGAGUUUGUUCAAUAAGUGAAAUGAUAUCAACGGUUGAGGAGUUGAACAAGACCGUACAAAAACUCAGAAGAAUGAUGGAAGGAUGUAAAGAUGAGGAGCUCGAGAAACAUUAUCAGCCUUUCUUCGCUACUGUGGAGAAAAAUGUAGAGAAACUUCUAGAAGACAGUAAAGAGCUAAUCUCGUUAGAAGAACAAGUAAAGAGGUACUACUGUGCCAAUAAGGCUGAUAGCGUGGAAGAGUUGGGUAAUGUGCUGUUCAACGCACUUACUUUGAUUGGUACCGCCAGAAAAAAGCAUUUGUCAAGCAAGCAUCAAUCAAGUUCUGCUAAGGAUUUGAAAACGCCUACGAUUAUGAGAGGAACACCCAAACGUCAUGGGGACUCCGAGGAUGCUCGAAGACUAUCUUCAGCUGAACUGUGUGACCUGGUUUCUAAAGCGCAGGAAUAA
Molecule: messenger RNA, 3768 nt
Organism: Auanema sp. JU1783
Lineage: Eukaryota; Metazoa; Nematoda; Chromadorea; Rhabditida; Rhabditidae
Source: the annotation of a GenBank genome assembly